Neoarthrinium moseri is the source of this 1500-nucleotide messenger RNA. RefSeq lists its product as uncharacterized. Bases 1 to 1500 code for a protein of 499 amino acids. Lineage: Eukaryota; Fungi; Ascomycota; Sordariomycetes; Amphisphaeriales; Apiosporaceae. The transcript has a single exon. The record is from RefSeq and is a predicted model, not a curated record. Gene Ontology annotation, molecular function: flavin adenine dinucleotide binding; oxidoreductase activity.
AUGCCGCCGUACAACACUAUCAACGUCCACCCUCCACAUCAUAGCCUUUCAGACUUAACGACAGACACCUUUGAUGUGAUCGUCAUCGGGUCUGGCUGGGCGGGCCGCACCUUGGCUCCACGCGUCGUCAAGGCUGGGAUGAGCGUAGUCAUAAUUGAGAGCGAGCUCGUUGGCGGCGAUUGUCCAUUCUGGGCCUGUGUACCAAGCAAGGUCUUACUUGAAUCACGCACCGCACUCGAUGCGUCUUUGGCCGUCGGCGGUGCCAGAGAAAACUUCAAGCAGGAUCCGAAGGUUGAUGCCAAAGCAACAUUCGCCCGGCGAGAUGCUUUCACAGCCAACUGGAACGAUGGGAAAGUCCUGGUGCCCAUGGUUCAAGCCGCCGGGGCACAACUUGUAAGGGGCACGGGAAAACUUGUAGGCGAGAAAAGGGUUGAGAUCUCUUCGAUUGACGGAGACUCCAAGGUGCUAGUUGCACAGCAGGCGGUUGUGUUGGGAACAGGCAGUGAGCCCAUUAUACCAGAUAUCCCUGGCCUUGCCGAGGCCAAGCCGUGGACUCCGCGACAAGCCACGAGCAGCAGCACCGUGCCGGAACGCCUGGUGAUCUUGGGAGCCGGUGCGGUAGGCUGUGAGAUGGCCACAGCGUACAGCAGCUUCGGAAGCAAGACCACUCUAAUUUCUUCUACGGCAGAAAUACUGCCCCGAUUGGACGACGAAGCUGGCCGCCUCGUACGUCAAUCACUUGAGGCCGAAGGAGUCGACAUCCUCUUGUCAUCACAAGUCACCGGCGUUGUUAGACGAGCAAACUCCUCCGUAAAGUUAAGUCUAGCAUCUGGAAAGUCCCUCGAGGCCGACGAACUGCUUGUCGCAACUGGACGACGGCCUCGAGUAGUCGGGAUCGGGUUGAAAGAACUUGGCAUUCAGGAAGAUGGGGCACCCAUCCCAGUAGACGAGUCGCUAUGCGCCAAGGCCGUGAAUGGAGGUUGGCUGUAUGCUACAGGCGACAUGAACGGUCGCAACACGACAACUCACGGGAGCAAGUACCAUGGACGCAUUGUCGGGAACGCCAUCAUAGCUCGUGCCCAUGGUCUGAAGUUGGAUGGUGUGCCGUUUGACAAAUAUUCGGCCACUGCAGACCAGAAUGCCGUCCCACAAGUUGUAUUCACGACACCCACUGUAGCAUCGGUAGGCCAAACGCGGAAGGCCGUUCUGAAAGCCGGGUCAUUGGACCGUGUCAGAUUUGUGACUGCGACGCUCAAUUCAAUCGCGUCACGCAUCAAGAACGAUCGGGCCCAGGACGGCUGGGGCCAGUUGGUGAUUGAUCUGGGGACAAACCGGAUUCUAGGGGCAACAUUCGUAGGUGACGACGUGUCGGAGGUCCUACAUUCAGCGACAGUAGCUGUCGUAGGCGGAAUGACGCUGGAGAGAAUGGCCCACGCUGUGCCUUCUUUUCCGACGGUGAGCGAAAUAUGGCUCACACUGUUGGAUGCUGCCGAUCUGUAA